Molecule: messenger RNA, 3473 nt
Organism: Octodon degus (degu)
Lineage: Eukaryota; Metazoa; Chordata; Mammalia; Rodentia; Octodontidae
Gene: B4galnt3
Product: beta-1,4-N-acetyl-galactosaminyltransferase 3
Exons: 20
Coding region: 9-3044 (1011 amino acids)
Cellular component (GO): Golgi cisterna membrane
Molecular function (GO): acetylgalactosaminyltransferase activity
Source: RefSeq, a predicted model, not a curated record
GCAGCGCCAUGGGGAGCCCCCGCGCCGCGCCGCUCCUGCUGCUCCUGCGCCCGGCCAGGCUGCUGCGGAGGCGCUUCCGGCUGCUGCUGCUGCUCGCCGUGGUGUCGGUGGGGCUCUGGACGCUUUAUCUGGAACUGGUGGCGUCGGCGCAGGUUGGCGGCAACCCCCUGAAUCGGAGGUAUGCCAGCUGGAGAGAACUAGCCAAGGCUCUGGCCAGCAGGAACAUCCCAGCUGUGGACCCCAACCUCCAGUUCUACCAUCCCCAGAGUGUGAACCUCCAGGACCAAGAAGUUGACCGCAGCAGGAGCAGCAACAACAGCUACCUGAAGUGGAAUAAGCCUGUCCCCUGGCUCUCAGAGUUCCGGGGCCACGCCAACAUGCACGUGUUUGAGGACUGGUGUGGCAGCUCCAUCCAGCAGCUGCGGAGGAACCUGCACUUCCCCCUGUACCCGCACAUACGCACAACUCUGAGAAAGCUGGCGGUAUCCCCCAAGUGGACCAACUAUGGCCUCCGCAUCUUUGGCUACCUGCACCCCUUCACUGAUGGGAAAAUCCAGUUUGCCAUCGCUGCAGAUGACAAUGCAGAAUUCUGGCUGAGCCACGAUGACCAGGUCUCGGGCCUUCAGCUGCUAGCCAGUGUGGGCCAGAGCGGGAAGGAGUGGACAGCCCCUGGAGAGUUUGGCAAGUUUCGGAGUCAAAUUUCCAAGCCGGUGAGGCUGGUGGCCUCUCGCAGGUACUACUUCGAGGUGCUGCACAAGCAGAACGACGAGGGUACUGACCAUGUGGAGGUCGCGUGGCGGCGGAGUGACCCCGGAGCCAAGUUUGCGAUCAUCGACUCCGCGUCCUUGUCACUCUUCACCAAUGAGACUGUCUUAAGGAUGGAUGAGGUGGGCCAUAUCCCGCAGACCGCAGCCAGCCACACUGGCGCCGCCAGCCCCUUCCCCGUGGAUGAGCAGCCUCCAGCCGACAUGCUGCGGCCUGAUCCCCGGGAUACGCUCUAUCGAGUGCCUCUGAUCCCCAAGUCCCAUCUCCGCUACGUCCUGCCUGACUGCCCCUACAAGCCCAGCUACCUGGUGGAUGGGCUCCCCCUGCAGCGCUACCAGGGCCUCCGCUUUAUUCAUCUGUCCUUUGUUUAUCCCAACGACUACACCCGCCUGAGCCACAUGGAGACCCAUAACAAGUGCUUCUACCAAGAAAAUGCCUACUAUCAGGACAGGUUCAGCUUCCAGGAGUACAUCAAGAUGGACCAGCCAGAGAAGCAGGGCCCAGAGCAGCCAGGUUUUGAGGACGAACUUCUUGAAGAAUCUCAGUAUGAAGAAGUGGCAGAGGAGACCCCUGCCUCCCUUAACCGGGACACCGAGACGCAGGAGAGAAAACCAGUGCCUACCUCCAGCCUCCAGCAGGAUGUCACUGACUACCGCCUCCGAAGCCUGCGGAAGCUCCUGGCCCAGCCUCCGGGGGACCCCGGGGCACCCUUUCCCCAGCUGAACUCCACGGCUUCCUUCCCAGGGAGGAGCAGCAACAGCCUCCAGCAACCAAAGAGGACGCGAUUGCCCAGCCCCGCGCCCAGCCCUGUGCCCAGCCAAGACACCCCACACUCUGACAAGGGGAGACCCAGGGCCCCUGGGCUCUCGGCACAGCACCUACCUCUCCUUAAGAGGUCCAGGCCCCCGGGUAAUGACCUGGGGAAGACUCUGGAGCAGUCUCAGUGGCUGAAGCAAGUAGACUCCUACAUCGCACAGCAGAGACAGGGUGAUGGGUUGGCGGCACAGGCCCCGAAAGGGGGGUGGCCAGGGGAAGAGGAGGAGGAGGUGGCAGCUGUGGAUCAGGAUGGACCAGUGGAAGGAGGAGAUGAAGAAGGAGAAGAAGAAGAAGAAGAGGAGGAGGAAGAGGAUAUGAGUGAGGUGUUUGAGUAUGUACCUGUGUUUGACCCAGUGGUCAACUGGGACCAGACCUUCAGUGCCCGGAAUCUGGACUUCCAGGCCUUGAGGACCGACUGGAUUGACCUGAACUGUAACACAUCCGGCAACCUGCUGCUGCCUGAGCAGGAGGCCCUUGAGGUCACGAGGGUCUUCUUGAAGAAGCUCAACCAGAGGAGCCGGGGGAGAUACCAGCUGCAGCGCAUUGUGAAUGUGGAGAAGCGUCAGGACCAGCUGCGUGGGGGCCGCUACCUCUUGGAGCUCGAGCUGCUGGAACAAGGCCAGCGCUUGGUGAGGCUGUCUGAGUAUGUGUCUACACGCGGCUGGCAGGGCAUCGACCCCGCUGGUGCAGAGGAGGCUGAGGCCCGGAACCUUCAGGGCCUGGUCUGGACCCCCCACAGCCAGCGGCGAAGGCAUGUCCUGGACGUCCGUGAUCCAGAGCCCAAGCUGUGCUGGCCCCAGGGCUUCUCCUGGAAUCACCGAGCCGUGGUCCACUUCAUUGUGCCCGUGAAGAACCAGGCGCGCUGGGUGCAGCAGUUCAUCAGAGACAUGGAGAACCUGUUCCGGGUCACUGGUGACCCCCACUUCAGCGUCAUCAUCACUGACUACAGCAGUGAGGACAUGGAUGUUGAGAUGGCCCUGAAGAGGUCCAAGCUGCGGAGCUACCAGUACGUGAGGCUCACUGGUAACUUUGAGCGCUCUGCUGGACUUCAGGCUGGCAUUGACCUGGUGAAGGACCCUCACAGCAUCAUCUUCCUCUGCGACCUCCACAUCUACUUCCCGCCUGGAGUCAUCGAUACCAUCCGGAAGCACUGUGUGGAGGGCAAGAUGGCCUUUGCCCCCAUGGUGAUGAGGCUGCACUGCGGGGCCACCCCUUGGUGGCCUGAGGGCUACUGGGAGGUGAAUGGGUUUGGACUGCUUGGCAUCUACAAGUCAGACCUGGACAAGAUCGGGGGCAUGAACACCAAGGAGUUCCGGGAUCGCUGGGGCGGAGAAGACUGGGAGCUGCUUGACAGGAUCCUCCAAGCAGGCCUGGAAGUGGAGCGUCUCUCCCUCAGGAAUUUCUUCCAUCACUUCCAUUCCAAGAGAGGCAUGUGGAACCGCCGUCAAGUGAAGAUGCCCUGAGGCCCACCCUGUGGCUCCGUGAGGGGGCCGCUUCCCGUGCCCUGCUCCCUGUAGAGGAGAGGGAAGAUGGGGGCAGAGGAUACCUGGGCCCAAGAGGCCUCGGUGCUGAGCGUCUCUCCACCGGGAGCUGCCCUGCAGUGGAGAGUGACGCCAGGGCCCCUCUGCCCCUCGCUCAGUUGAUGGAUGGCUCCUGAGAAGAUGGCACAGUGAAGGCAGGGAGAAGACACACGUUCGAACAAUUCUGUCCUCAUCCCUGGAGGUGCAUUCUGGAGUCCCCCAAGCCUGUCAUAAGGAGUGUUGACCUGAACUGAGAUACAGACCUGGCGUCUACUAGGGGAGGGUGUGCUGGAGGGUGUCCCUACUUGUAAACCUCAGGCCUACUUGUGUGCUGCAGUGUGGCCCUUGGGCACUGUCCCGUCUAGCAGUUCU